AUGUCAAACGCUAUUUCGCAGUGGUUAAAUAGAUCAUAUCUAGCAUCAAUACCAAAGAAAUAUUUAGUAUAUAUAAAAGAAAGAGAUAUUACAAUUAAAUAUGGGAACCCACCAGACACAUUAGUGACAGGUAAAUCAGGUUGGGUAAGUUUAUUAACAGAUAAUAUUCAAACUGUAAGAUAUGCAAUGAGAGAUUUCAAUGAUGCUGCUGUAAAAAAUUCAACAAUUAUUAAAAUCUCUUCAAAAUUACAAAUGAACCCUAAACAAUUCAUGAAAGCAAUGCCUAAAGAACUCUCUCAAAAGUUAGUCAAAUUAAAAGAUGACAGCCCAGAAUCAAUAUCAUUCACAUUCGUUGACCUUGAUGAUAAUUGGGAACCAGAUGAAUCACUCCUCUGUAAAGACUUUAUUAUCUCCAACCUGUCAAAACUCCAAAAAGAAAAAUUCAAAGAACAAGAAGAUAUACAAUUACUAGAACUACAACCACAACCACCACCAGAACUACAACAAGAAGAAAAACAAAAACAAAAAUAA
Dictyostelium discoideum AX4 is the source of this 531-nucleotide messenger RNA. RefSeq lists its product as hypothetical. The record is from RefSeq and is a predicted model, not a curated record. NCBI's taxonomy places the organism in Eukaryota, Evosea, Eumycetozoa, Dictyosteliales, Dictyosteliaceae. The transcript has a single exon. The coding region runs from base 1 to 531 and encodes 176 amino acids.